Molecule: messenger RNA, 3394 nt
Organism: Antechinus flavipes (yellow-footed antechinus)
Lineage: Eukaryota; Metazoa; Chordata; Mammalia; Dasyuromorphia; Dasyuridae
Gene: ST3GAL6
Product: ST3 beta-galactoside alpha-2,3-sialyltransferase 6
Exons: 11
Coding region: 529-1521 (330 amino acids)
Biological process (GO): glycolipid biosynthetic process
Molecular function (GO): beta-galactoside alpha-2,3-sialyltransferase activity
Source: RefSeq, a predicted model, not a curated record
AACUCCUCCCUGCCGGGGAGGAGGGGAGGAGAGAGGGAGGAGGAAAGGCAAGUGCAAAAUUAGGAACGACCUUGGCCCAGGAACUUUGGCUGCUCUCCCCAUCUUAGUCCUUUUCUGCUCGGUAGGGCACAGCGCCCUCUUUCCCCAGGCUAACGCCUCAAAAAGAGUCCCCAAUGCGCAAAGCCUUCUCUGCCUCUGGGCUACCUACUUGUCCAGAUAAUCCACUCGAGAAGAGCGCGGAACGGCUGUACCGCUGUCUUUCCCGCGUUAGUGGAACCCGACCUUCCUCCCUCCAGUGGAACCCGACCUUUUUCUGUCCCGAAGGCACCCUGCACCUCCCCGACAGCGAGCCACUUUGCCCAUCCGGUGAUUUUUUUCUGUGCUGCUGAAGGGAAGGGAACACCAAACAGAGCUUAAUCAAGAUAUCUUAAGAAUUCAUCUUUCGACACUGUAAAAAGAAGAUUCUCCUUGAAAGCUGGACUAGAUAAAAUACAUGCAGAGGAGGCUCAUGCAGGAGGCGUGCUAGCAAUGAGAGGAUACCUGGUGUUCAUAAUUCUGAGUUGUGUAUUUCUCUAUUAUGUUCUUCAUUGCAUUUUGUGGAGAGAGAGCACCAGUUGGCUGCGAGUUAUAGAAAUGAAAAGAUCACCAAUGCUUUCUUGUUCACUGAAGCCUGCUUUUGAGUCUUUACUGAGUUUUCAUGGAAUAUAUCCUUUCAUGUGUACAAGUGAUUUAAAAACAAUAGCUACUCUUCAUGAAAGUGAUAAGAUUGCACUACCCUAUGGAGUAAAGAAAUCAGUGCCAGAUUUCCAUCUUGCUCUCUCAAGACUUCAGAGCUGUGACCUGUUCCCUGAAUCUGACCAAGUGCCCUGUAAAAAAUGUGUUGUUGUUGGUAAUGGUGCAGUUUUAAAGAAUAAGACACUGGGAGAAAAAAUCGACUCCUAUGAUGUAAUAAUAAGAAUAAAUGAUGGGCCUGUCAGAGGACAUGAAGAGGAUGUUGGGACAAAAACUACUUUCCGGAUUUUUUAUCCAGAAUCUGUUUUCACAAACCCAGCCGACAGUGAUCCUGAUUCUGUUGCUAUUCUUGCGGUCUUCAAACCUCAUGACUUGAAGUGGCUGUGGGAAUUGCUAAGUGGCAUCACACCAAAGGUUGAUCAUUUUUGGAAGAAACCAGCCUUAAAUCUAAUCUAUAAACCUGAAAAAAUCAGAAUCCUAGAUCCUAUUAUUACAAGAAUAGCUGCUUUCAACAUGCUUCAUUUUCCUACUACUUUUCCCAAAAAGGAGAAACCCAAACACCCAACAACGGGAAUCAUCGCCAUCACACUGGCAUUUUAUAUAUGCCACGAAGUUCACUUAGCAGGUUUUAAGUACAAUUUUACUGAUAAAGAUGGCCCUUUGCACUAUUAUGGAAAUACAACCAUGUCCUUCAUGAGCAAGAAUGAAUACCACAACAUAACUGCAGAACAGAUAUUCUUAAAGAACAUCAUAGAAAAAAACUUCGUUAUUAACUUGACAAAAGAUUGACCUUAAAAGACUCUAAAGAGAUUGAUAUUUCAUCAGUAUUUUAUUUUUUUAUAAAUUUUGAGUUUAUUUUUUAAAAUAUCAAGCUACUUCUGUAAAGCAUGUUUUUCAAUUUUUGUAUAACUUAGGAAAUGUUCAAAGACUGAGUCUGUUAUUGUCUGCUGGUCUAGAUUUAACAGAAAUUGCAUUCUGUGAAUAUAUUUAAUUAUGAAAAUUACAGUUAAGAUAUCAGGACAAAUGUAGACUAUCCUGAAAAUUCAAUUUUUAAAAUGAAAGAACCCCUCAAUUCUCAUCUGGAAGAAGUCUAUAAAUUUGUACGGAUCAGGAAAACUGGGUGGCCCAACUAUUCUAUUUAAACAGCCCAAAUCAAAUGAUAAUUAUGUUCUGAAAGUUAAGACUACCUAAGCAGAAGUGAUCCAAGAUAAAAUGGGCCUGAAUAUAGUCAGAGGAAAGGAAAGACAGUUUUAUGUGUAUGAAAUUAUAAAUGUUUAUCUGAAUCAUCUGGAAAUUUCAAUUUGCAACUUUGUAUCUCUGACUCAGUGAGCUGUGUUUUGGCCUGAAUAGCCUUAACUUUCUCCAGUCGUCUGUUUAAUCUCUAUUAUUUUUCUCCUCCAAGUCAAACUUGAUCAUGGAAGGCCAUCACAUAGUGCAUUUCUGCAUCUGGAGAAGUUCAUUUCAUUUUGUAGUGUAGGUCUUUAGAAUGAAAUAGAAAUUAAGUUUUCAAAAUUGUAAAUGUAAAUUAUAAAAAUACUUGAAUGAAAAAUACUUGAAUGAAAACUGAGUACAGUUCUUUUUUUCUUGAAAAUGUUGUAAAAGCCAUCUUAUAGACAUUUUGGGGGAUUGCCUCUCUUGCAACAGAUUGUCUCUGAUCUAAAUAUUUUCCCCCCCUCCUAACUGGUCUUAAGAGUCUUUGCUUGAAACAUUCCAUGCUAUAAACUUCAAGACCCACGCUAUCUUAAACUGGACUUCUUGGCCUAUCUGGUUCCUCACUACUGAUGAUAUUGUUGAUAGGAAACCCAUUAAAUGCACUCGAAUAAGACCUUUAGCCCUCCUUAUUAAAACCCUUGGCUUUUAUCUGCAUCACUGAGCUGCCCUGACCCAUGGACAAACUAGUUAAAUCUAUCCUGAACUAGUUUCAAUGAUGACUUAGCCAUGAUUUGAGAGUUAGCUGUGGACCAUCAAACCCUUUCUUUCUUUGGCUGUGUGAUUUUUAGGAUUUUUCCAGCUGUAUUCUGCACAUUAAAAAUGCACCUAUAAAAAAAAAAAACCUACAGUUUUUAACAUCCUAAUUUAUCUAUCUCAGUAUCCCCCCAAAAUGGCUGCAAUAAAUGAAGAUAAUCUAAUAAUUUACAUUAUUUGCCUCUCUUGAGGUCUCUGGACCUCUCAUAUAAUUUUUUACUUUCACAUUCUUCCCUUUAGCCACUAUUCAUUCAUUUUCACUACCACACUUUCUUGUAUCUUUUUUUUUUCCUUUAAAAUAACUACACCUCCUAGUCACUGUAGUCCAUUACAAUCACUCUUCCUAAAGCAUUGCUUUUUUGUUGUUUACUUGCUACUCCAAAACCCUUCAGUGACUUUCCAUUGGCUUACAGAAUAAAUUCAGAAUUUAAAUUUGAGAAAAUUCCCACCGAAUUAAAUGCCUUUUUUCAUAAUUCUCCUCCCUAAGUUACUUCUACUUCCACACUUCCACUGUAUUUCCACACUUCAACUGUAUUUAAGACUUUUGUCUUAGCCUUGCAUUUCUAUUUUAUGUAAUUACCUUCCCUUUUACUAGAUUGUAAGCUUUUUGAGGCAGAGAUCGUUUUCUUAAUCUGUCUUCCUGGAAGUGAUUUGCAUAAUAGCUGCUUAAUAAAAGCUUAUUUAAAUUAAGAAAUAA